This is a messenger RNA of Xenopus tropicalis (tropical clawed frog), 2052 nucleotides long. RefSeq names its product uridine-cytidine kinase 1-like 1. Bases 215 to 1834 code for a protein of 539 amino acids. Lineage: Eukaryota; Metazoa; Chordata; Amphibia; Anura; Pipidae. The record is from RefSeq and is a predicted model, not a curated record. The transcript is spliced from 15 exons.
GUGUGUGAGCGUGGGGGGUAACAGACAGUGCAGCCUGUGUCACACAGACUCCCGCACAUUCAGAUCUCCUGCUAUUUUUGUGCUGGGGCUGCAGGUUGCCUGUUGCCUAUUUUUGGCAGUGGCUCCAGGGCCGGGGGUUUGUUUACACUGAGUGUGAGCGGCAGCCAAGCAGUGCGACUCUCCUGGGCCCCUGGGACUCCCCUCCUCUCACACAAUGAACCCUGUGGGUGCAGAAUGUUAUUUUGGGGCUGUUAUAUCCGGCUGCUCCAGCCUUCACCCCCAGCACAGUGACAGCGGAGAAGACUCAUUGGAAACCCUACUCACCCGCCUGCCCCUCACCCCCUCCCUUUCCCCCCGCAAACGGACCACCAGUCAGAGCAAGACGGAGCCCCCCCUGCUGCGCACCAGCAAGAGAACCAUCUAUACAGCCGGGCGCCCGCCCUGGUACAACGAGUCCGGGACACCGUUUAAAGAGGCCUUUGUUAUAGGUCUUUGCGGUGGGAGCGCCUCGGGCAAAACUACGGUGGCCAAUAAGAUCAUUGAAGCUCUGGAUGUUCCCUGGGUUGUUCUUCUGUCUAUGGAUUGUUUCUAUAAGAUACUCAGUAAGGAGGAGCAAGAUCUCGCUGCCAGGAACGAGUACAACUUCGACCACCCUGACGCGUUUGACUUCGAUCUGCUGGUGAACGUGGUGCGCAAACUCAAGAAGGGGAAGAGCGUGAAAGUCCCGGUGUACGAUUUCACCACGCACAGUCGCAGGAAGGAGUGGAAAACCAUCUAUGGAGCCAAUGUGGUGAUAUUUGAAGGGAUCUUGGCCUUUGCCAACAAGGAGCUACUGAAGCUCCUUGACAUGAAGGUGUUUGUGGAUACGGACUCUGACAUCAGACUGGUGCGGCGGCUGAAGCGUGACAUCACGGAGCGCGGCCGUGACAUCGUCGGAGUCAUCAAGCAGUACAACAAGUUUGUGAAGCCGGCGUUUGAGCAGUACAUCGAGCCCACCGUGCAGCUGGCAGACAUUGUGGUACCCAGAGGUGGCGAAAACUUUGUGGCAUUGGAUUUAAUUGUGCAACACGUGCAUAGCCAGCUGGAAAAGCGGAUGCAGCGCUGGGACAUGGCGGCGUUGGCUUCUGCCCACCAGGGACAGCCCCUUCCUGACACCCUCAGUGUCCUGCUAAGUACCCCUCAGGUACGGGGGAUGCACACCAUUAUCCGGAACAAGGACACCAAUCGGGACGAAUUUAUCUUCUAUUCCAAGCGCCUGAUGCGGCUCCUGAUUGAACACGCCCUGUCCUUCCUGCCCCUGAGUCCCGUCACUGUGGAGACUCCCCAGGGCAGUUUGUACCAAGGAAAGAGAUUCCACCGACAGCGGCUGACCGGUGUGUCUAUUCUCCGGGCCGGGGAGACCAUGGAGCAGGCACUGAUGGCCGUGUGUAAGGAUAUCCGCCUGGGCAAGAUCCUCAUACAGACCAAUCACAACACAGGAGAGCCGGAGUUGCAUUACUUGCGGUUGCCCAAGGAGAUCAGCGAGGAUUAUGUGAUCCUGAUGGACAGCACGGUAUCCACUGGUGCGGCGGCCAUGAUGGCAAUAAGGGUUCUACUGGACCACGAUGUUCAGGAGGAUAAGAUUUUCCUGCUGUCGCUGCUGAUGGCGGAGAUGGGGGUGCAUUCGGUGGCCUACGCCUUCCCCCGCGUCCGGAUCAUCACCACAGCGGUAGAUAAGCGGGUCAACCAGGAGUUUCAUAUUAUCCCUGGUAUUGGUAACUUUGGGGACAGGUUCUUUGGCACAGAUGCCCCCUCUGACUGGCACGAAAGUGACGACUUCAGCAUGGAUUACUGAGUGCCGCCCCCCAGUUGCACAUUAACUCUUUCCUGUAUUUAUUGCCCAGUUGAGUUGAUGCUCGGGUUCCUGUAUGAGCGCCAGUUUCCUUUAACCCAUUCCCUGCCUGCGGUGUGAGCGCACCAUUCCGCGAUUGGAUUGGUUACUGCCCCCGUGCGUCUCGGAUCCCAGGCAGCUUUUGUUGGUGGAAAUAAAGUCCUUUUAGUUAGUGAGAGAGA